Molecule: messenger RNA, 7345 nt
Organism: Ostrinia nubilalis (European corn borer)
Lineage: Eukaryota; Metazoa; Arthropoda; Insecta; Lepidoptera; Crambidae
Gene: Ent3
Product: equilibrative nucleoside transporter 4
Exons: 10
Coding region: 897-2546 (549 amino acids)
Biological process (GO): nucleoside transmembrane transport
Cellular component (GO): plasma membrane
Molecular function (GO): monoamine transmembrane transporter activity; nucleoside transmembrane transporter activity
Source: RefSeq, a predicted model, not a curated record
AGCGGGACCUGUUCGCUAUUUUCUACGCAGCUUGACGUACGUGUUUGCGCUUGCAGCGUGACGAGCAAAAUGGACGAUUUAUUUCCGGUACGCGGAUAGGGAUAACCGACCAAUUUGUAUAGGCAUUGCAUUCGGCAACUAUUAUACUUUUAAAGAACCACAACACAUUGGGAAGAGUGAGAUAGAAUUCUUAUCAUUCCAAUAUUUAUGCAGUUGAUCCUCUAAAAGGCCGAGAAAUAACGCAAGGCCGCGAUCCAGCAAAAUGACCCUAGAUAGUCUUGUUUCUCUAUUUUUACAGCAAAGCUACAAAAGUAGAGCAUAAUAUGAAUCGCAGUUACUAUCUUUAUCUUUGUUUUAAAAACGUUGUUCGAAAAUCACUGUUCGCAUUUUUUUCUGUCAAGGAGCCUCACCUCUCUCAGUACACUAAAGUCAGCUGUUCUCAUCACUGAAAAUCAAUGCAGGGCGCGCGUGCGCUCUGAUGACCUUCCAGCUGUCAACUUGCACCGGCCGAAUUAUUUGUUGUUGUUUCACUCAGUAAAUGUAGGCGGACAAUAAGAAAGUAACUCGAUAAAUGACACUAUACAACUUAUGCCACGUGAGCAAUCAAUUCAAAACCAAUUUGCACCAUUAUGAAUCGAAAGACAGCACCACAAAUUAUAGUAUUGGGUAGGACAAAACGCUAAUCUAUAGAAAAAAAUGUUAGGUAACACAGUGGACGUGUGUACAGUGAAAUUAGUGUUUGUUUUUAAUGUCAUUUGAGGCUAACUCGCGUAAUUAUAAAUCUGCGUAUAUUUGUAAAUACUUAUUAAAUGCGCGUUAUCCUGCAAGUGUAGUGAAAUAUGACUAGUGAAAAAAGUGUUUGUUAAAAAAUGGUCAUAGAGUAGACAAGUGCAGACAUGAACGAGACUCUAGGGCGCGGGUACGCCCGCAUCGAGGCGAUUCGGGCAGCGCGCGGGGAGCCCCUUGCUCCGAUGACGGAGCCUAGCGCUCCGCCCCCGGAUAGAUACAACUCCGUUUAUGUGACUCUCUUCGUCGCCGGCGCAGCCUUCUUACUGCCUUUUAACAGCUUCAUCAUGGCAGUGGACUACUUCCAGCACCACUACCCCAACACUACCAUCAUGUUCGACAUGUCGACGGUAUACAUCGCGUCAGCGUGUGUGGCCGUCGUCGCCAACAAUCUGCUGCUAGACCUGUUUACCUACAACACUAGGAUCACAUUUGGUAUCCUAGUAUCGUUAGCGACAAUGCUAUUCGUAGCGGUCUGCAACAUCGGCUGGGACGGGUUCUCGACGAAGGUCUCGUACACCAUCAACUUGGUCGCCAUUGGAGUGGUGGCUUUCGGCUGUACGGUGCAACAGGCCUCGUAUUAUGGGUUCACGGGGUGCCUGCCGCCUCGGUAUACGCAGGCGGUGAUGGCUGGAGAGAGCGCCGCGGGAUUCUGGGUGUCCCUCGACCGAAUCCUGACCAAAUACGGGUUCCGUCAGCCUCGCCGCAGCACGUUUAUGUUCUUCGUGUUCUCCAUACUGAUACUGCUGGGGCACUCCAUGCUGCACCACGUGAUGAUGAGACACCCUCUGGUGCAGUACUACUUGAGGCUGACGAAUGAGUCGCGGCACAAGCGGCGCAUUCAGCUGCACCUCAACCCUACUGAAGACGCUACUCUGAUGGAAAGUGAAGCUGGUGAAGGAAGCUACGGGGUUCUGAAACUGCAAAGUCCAGCAUUGUCGACAAAUGGACAAGCUGAGACAGAAGGCAGCGCCUUCAGCUUCGCCAACCCUGUGUAUUCUCCGACGGGCGCGGCGGGCGCGCAGUCGCCGGCUCCAAGCUCGCCGCCCGCGCUGCGCACGCCGCGGCCCUCCUACAAGGUCGAGGACGUCGUGUUCGAGCCGCCCGAAAGACCCACCUCCUGGAGGGCUUUCAAACGCGGCGUGCUGGCCAGAUGGGCGGUGGCGCGGGCCAUCUACCCUUACAUGGUGUCCAUCGGGCUGGUGUACUUCACGACGCUGAGCCUGUACCCCGGCAUCGCGUCUGAAGUGCCGUCCUGCCGGCUCGGAUCCUGGAUGCCGAUUAUACUCAUGUCGGCGUUCAAUCUGUUCGACUUUAUUGGGAAGAUAGCAGCAGCGUGGCCGUACGAGUGGAGCCGCAGCCAGCUGCUGAUGGCCAGCGGCGUGCGGCUACUGUUAGUACCUUUGCUGCUGCUGUGCGCAGCCCCGAGGCACUCCCCGCAUAUCGUUGGAGACGUCUACCCAAUUAUGUUCUCCGUAGUGUUGGGCUUCAGUAACGGCUUAUUUGGCUCAGUGCCGAUGAUAAUGGCACCUUCGCGAGUGGGCAGAGAGCACCGAGAAAUUGCUGGUAACAUGAUGACGUUAUCCUACAACGGCGGGCUGCUGUCAGGUUCGUUAGUGUCAUACCUGCUCCUCAGCAUGCUAGGGCCGCAGGCGGUGUCGCCGUGCCGCCGAAUAUACCCCACGCCGCCUCUGCCUACCCUCCCGCCGGCUACCACCACUAUCGGCAAUAUUACUAACCUACUUACUGCCUUACAUUAAAUGAUCAGAUAAUGUGAGAUCUGAUAAACUAAAAGUACAAUCGCCAGCACUUCAUCUACCAAAAAUUCGAAAUUUUUCACGAUUUGAUCGAUGGACUGAGGUCCCGGUUCUACACGACAAUAGUUCAACAGUUUCAGUAUAGUUCUUGCAACUCACGAAGGCGAGUGGCUUUAACUUGUGUGUGUACGUGUGCAUGCAUAUAACUAUAGUGUAAUGUCUAUCAAAACUUUUGAAAAACGAACAGUAGCGAGCCACCACCCAUGUAAAGCUCACUCGCCUUCGUGAAUUGCAACAACUAUAUCAAUUGUGAAUUUUGACAGUCGCUAGUUCCGAUCCCCGUUGAUCUCUUCGGACUAUUAUAGUGAACCCAGUCCUAACACAAACAUUAGGUAGCUACAAACAGUAGGCCUGUUUCCGCCAAAGUGUGGAGGAGAGGCGAUAUUGUGGAAAUAACGAAACCUCUUCUCUCCGCUUUGGUAGAAACCGAGUCUUAUAGUAACUAACGGUGAGGUUAAUGGGAGUAAUUAUGUAACUUGUGAUUGACAUAUUACCAGUUAUUAAAAUUAUGAAGAUCAAUAUUAAUUGCAGAAAUUCCUAAUUUUGUUGUAGGUGGAUUCACUGCCGACCGUACAUUAUCUUAUGCCUUACGAAUAGCGACUUACAAAAACGUAUUACGCUAUUUUAUAUUUCUAAUAAUACUUUAAUAUUUAUCUCUAAGGUAAACGUCAUCUUCAAACCAUGUAACAAACUUUGACAGUCCUAAAGAAAUUACACAUUUCUUUUGCAGUUCAAAUGUCUCAUUAAUUUAAUGUACCUACUUUAGGUAAAUAAUGAAGCAAUCAUGGUUGUUAUUUCCCAUGCUCUUGCUUACAGAUCUCAUAUGAAAAAUCUCUUCACCCUGUUAUGUCGCUCGCAAUCCAGAAUUUCAUUCUCAUUGAAUUGCACUCUUAAGUUUUAUAUUUUAUUACGUACGAUAGGACUCAUUUACCGCCUUAUAGAACGUUUCUUGUAGUUAGGGAGGCGAGGUAGCUAAAUGGCGUAAUUCAACGGCGCCGUCGAGACCUAUCUAAAUCGAAAGAUAAAAUAAUUUCGAAAAGAAAAGCUCGUAUGGCAAAAACCAUUUUAGCGGUGGGUUUGGCGUGUACGGUUUUUCAAAAAUGUAAAAAAAAACUGUUACUUGGGCAUUCUCGAUAUUCAUACUACGUAUGCCCCGAGUGCCUCUGAUAACAACGGUAUACUAAUCUGCCGGUUUGCGUGGUGGGGGUAGGCAUAUAAAGUAGUCAAAAAUGAAAAAAAAAAAUUACUCGAGCGCUUCAGAUUUUCGGAAGGGGUGUUAAGUAGGCCCCAAGGAAGCUCCCUUUAAAAAAACUGACGAUUUCGGCGUGACGAUAAGUUACGAUGAAUUUUUGAAAACGCAAAAAAAAAAAGUUUUUUUGAAAUACUCGAGCGCGUCAGAUUUUCAUAGGGGAGGUUUAUCUCGGUAUCCUGAAAGCAUAUUUUUUUAAUCUGACAAAAAUGUUGAUGGGUUCUCUUAAUCUGACCGAAAAAGGUUUUUGGUUUCUUUUUUUUUCCUUUCUUUCUCCUUGAUAAAAUGGGGAAUUUAAGAAUGUCAAUAAAGCGAUAGAUACAACCAACGUAAAUGUUUAUUUAAACUUUUUUUUUGUAAAAUGUAUCGUUCGCGACUUAUAUGCCGUAACGCGUUCUUAGGAAGACGAAAUGGCUUCUCCACACUUCCGGUCAUGCGGAAACCCGCAGAUUUUGUAUUUUUAGUAAGUUUUAGAUUAUAUUCUUCAAAAUAAAAAAUAAAAAAUCGCGCUCGAGAAUGCCGGAUUAACUUUUUUUUUUUACAAGUUCGCGACCCUAUAACUCGGCGGCGUCAAGGACUUAUCGUCAGAUUAGUUAAAUUUAGUCUUUAAACACUAAAAUCAACCCCCAAUAUCUUAAUCUGACGCGCUCGAGUAUUUCAGACUAUCCAUUUUAUUUUACUAAUCUGAUCGCCUAUCCUAGGCGCGCGUCACUACAUAUAGAGCUAAAUACUUUACAAGGUUGUUCUAUUAGGUCUAAGGUAUCUCUCAUAUCUUAAACUGCCAAGCUCGAGUAUUGCCGAAAAUUCCCCUAUUCGCCUCCCUAACUAUUGCUUUAAUUUUAAUGUUGUAGAUAGGCACAUACUUAAUUUGUUUGUUAAUGAAGUACUUUGGUACGUAAUUAUCGUUGCGUUAAAUAAAUAAGUUUAAUAACAAAUAAUGGCUUCAUUAAUGAGUUGUGAUAAGAAUAUUUACAAUUAACUAAAGUAUUUAUUCAAAGUUUGUUAUGUGAUUAUCUUUAAAUUAUAUGCACUUACUUUACCAGUUAAAAGUAGUUCAUGUAAGACGCAAAUGCCUGCUAUAUUUCAUUUAAUCGCUAAUCUUUUAGUGCCAUAUUAUUACUGUAGCGUGUUUUUUUCAACAGUUAAUAAAUAAUGAAGAAGAAAAGUUUAUUCCAAAAAAAAUUAUUUCGUGAAAUUCCAUUUUUCCAUUUUCAUUUUCAUAGACUUAUUGUUAAUUUCUGUACAAAUAACUCUAUCGAUAGAAUGAAGUGAAAAUACUAAUUCAUUUUACUACAUUUUAGCUACAAUCAAAAUAGUACCUCCGAAUUUUUUCUACACGUCUGAUCAUGUAAAUAAUGUAAUUAUAAAUAAGUAAUUCUGUAAAUAAUAAUUACCUAUACAUAUCUAAUUAAUGGAUAACGUUCCUAAAGAUUGACGAUUAGGAACAAGUGUUCGAUCUCAGUUACUAUUUAACAUAAUAUUACCUAUGAGUGAAAUAAAACAUAAUAAUAUUAAAAGUCGUUCAAUAAUUCGCUUCUGUAGAUCGUUACAAUUAUGAUUUGUUUGUUAUCCCAACUAAUAUUAUAAAUGCGAAAGUAACUCUGUCUGUCUGUCUGUCUGUUACGCUUUCCCGCUUAAACCUCGCAACCGAUUUUGAUGAAAUUUGGCAUAGAGAUAGUUUGAGUCCCGGGAAAGAACAUAGGAUAGUUUUUAUCCCGGUUUUUGAAACAGGGACGCGCGCGAUAAAGUUUUUCUGUGACAGACAAAAUUCCACGCGGGCGAAGCCGCGGGCGGAAAGCUAGUUAUGUCAUAUGUGUUCUUAGGGCGCUUUCAUACUCUAGUCGACAGAGCAAGCCUUUUCAAUCGUGAACUCGCCAUAGUUUUAUUUACACUCCCUUAGAUAGAACCAUGGGGUAUUCUUGGAUUUUCUGAACAGAAUGCCGAGAAUAAUGAGUGCCUUCUUCUAUUCUGCUUCUGCAUUCAUUCGUUAGUGAAUUCAAGAGUAGGUUGGUAUUGAAGGGCCAAUAACGUAACAGAAGCAAUUCCUUACUUUUAAAGUGUGUUGCUUGAACUUUAAUACAUAUACGAGUACAUAAUGAAAAUAAAACUACGGAUGCACUUAUGUGCCUACCUAUCAAUAAAAUAAAACAAAAUAAUAACAAAAUGUUAUUACUUACGUCAAUUUUGAUCCACUGUUACGUAAAUUGAGUUCUUCUUCCAUAACUCAAAGGUCACAUUUUUUCCUCUUUCUUUGUUUUUUAUUUAAUAAUUUUAUUAUUAUAAACAUUACAAAUUGCAAAGAUAUCAUAAAGAUAGCUAUUAAUUUUAUUUAUGCAACCUUUCAGCAGGCCAUCCUGUUAUCGCUAGAUUUUGGUAGACAUAUCAAACUUAACAUACAACAAGUAUGACGUAGGUUAAGUGCUACCGUACUACCUAGAGCCUAUGGAAACUUUUUAAUGUAUAAAAAAGUAUACCUAAACAAACAAAGUGCUUGCCUUACACUAAUUAUGCUUUUAAAUGUACCUUUUACUUUAAAAUUAAAUCAUCUUAUAAUUUAACAUUUGAGAUAUUAUUCUACGAAAAUUUCAAAAUGUUCAGCCGAUUUUAUAGUCAGGCUUACGGUGUCAAAAAGCCUUGCUACAAUCAUCAGCAUUAGCGAAUCUAGUUCCUAGAAUAUUAUACAUCAUUUUUGGAUCUACUUAUUUGUACGAUGCUAAUAUGCGAGAGGUAGAGCCGAAAAUACUUAUGUGUUAUCCCAACAGCCGUACGAAAUAAUGGUUAAUGGAGGGUAGAUAGUGAUUAUUUGUGCCUAGUGCCUACGUCAUCUACCGGACAUUUGAAGACUUUGAGGCUAUAAGCUUGACUAUAAAACUAUCAGCCUUUAUCAUGAAACUGGUACUAUUGCACUGGUACUGUUAUUACUAGAUAGUUUAAUAUUCAACUACCCUACAGGCAUUCCUUGUUUCCAUAUACUUUCAAUUUUUAUAUUUUUAAAAUAAAUAACUAAUUUUUAGAAUCGCUCUACGAUCUCGAUAUUAUUUUAUUAAGUAAUAAAUAUGUUUAAAGUGAUAUUCUAAACUUAUUUUGUAGAGUUUGUCUAAAGACGAAUAUUUUGUAUUAAUUUAUAGAUUUGCUAGAUUGUGUAGGUAGUCUAGGUAGCUAUUAAUAAUAUAGGUAUUAAAGUUGUGAGAACAUACUUUUAGGUGGGUGCUGAAAACUUAUGGGACAUGAUGAGCUAACUUUUAUCUAUGUGAUAUACGUUCUCUAAAGGUUUCUGUCAUCCAAACAUUUCCCCUAAAAAUUUCAAAAUUAUGUAUUAAAUGCUUUUAGAUUAUAGACUUAAAAUGUAUGUAAAUCAUUUUCUAGAUAGGUACCUAUUUGUAGUUCUCACAUACUGUACGAUACGAUGCAGCAUUUUAUGAUUAGCACAACUUUAUGUAUUUGUAAGUUGUGGAUGUAAAAACACACGAAAAUAAAAUAAUCUGAAAUGAAA